Pteronotus mesoamericanus is the source of this 3121-nucleotide messenger RNA. RefSeq names its product fatty acid hydroxylase domain containing 2 (gene FAXDC2). NCBI's taxonomy places the organism in Eukaryota, Metazoa, Chordata, Mammalia, Chiroptera, Mormoopidae. The coding region runs from base 156 to 1154 and encodes 332 amino acids. The transcript has 9 exons. The record is from RefSeq and is a predicted model, not a curated record. Gene Ontology annotation, cellular component: endoplasmic reticulum membrane. Gene Ontology annotation, biological process: sterol biosynthetic process. Gene Ontology annotation, molecular function: C-4 methylsterol oxidase activity; iron ion binding.
CCCACUCCAGUAACAACAGGGGACAGCAGGGGACAACAGGCUUAAGCGGCAGCAGUGGAACAGCAGCCACCGAGGUAGGGGCUGAAGGGGAAGAAACAGCAGCCCUGAGCUGUGGCCGGAACCUUGGAGGAGCUGGGAAUCAGCCCACUGCAGAGAUGAAAGGAGAAGCCAGGAGUCAGCUGCAUGGCGAGAAGCCAAAGCAGGAAGGACACAUCUGGGGCUCCAUGAGGAGGACAGCUUUCAUCCUGGGCUCUGGCCUCCUCUUGCUUGUAGCCUUCUGGAACUCAGUCACAUGGCAUCUACAGAGAUUUUGGGGAGCUUCUGGCUACUUCUGGCAAGCCCAGUGGGAGAGGCUGCUGUUCACAUUCGAAGGGAAGGAGUGGAUCCUCUUCAUGAUAAGUGUCACCUACGUGCCUGCUCUGUGCUUCUGGGGCUUCAAUGGGCUUCUACUGGUGGUUGACACAACCGGGAAACCCAACUUCAUCUCCCGCUACCGGAUUCAGGUUGGCAAGAACGAUCCGGUGGACCCUGUGAAACUCCGCCAGUCUAUCCGCACGGUUCUGAUCAACCAGUUCCUGAUCUCCCUCCCCAUUAUGGUCCUCCUGUAUCCCACUCUCAAGUUGUGGAGAGACCCUUGCCGCCGAGAGCUGCCCACUUUCCACUGGUUCCUCCUGGAGCUGGCUGUCUUCACUCUGAUCGAGGAGGUCCUGUUCUACUACUCCCACCGGCUCCUUCACCACCCAAAAUUGUACAAGAAAAUCCAUAAGAAACACCACGAGUGGACGGCUCCCAUAGGCGUGAUCUCCCUCUACGCCCACCCUAUCGAGCAUGUGGUCUCUAACAUGCUGCCGGCGGUGGCGGGCCCCCUGGUAAUGGGCUCCCACUUGUCCUCCAUCGUCGUGUGGUCUUCCUUGGCCCUCAUCGUCACCACCAUCUCCCACUGCGGCUACCACCUCCCCUUCCUGCCUUCACCUGAAUUCCAUGACUAUCACCACCUCAAGUUCAACCAGUGCUACGGGGUGCUGGGCGUGCUGGACCACCUCCACGGGACUGACACCGUGUUUAAGCAGACCAAGGCCUACGAGAGACACAUCCUCCUGCUGGGCUUCACCCCCCUCUCUGAGAGCAUCCCCGACUCCCCGAAGAUGGAAUGAGAGGGGGCCUGGGGCCAUCCUGACUGUCCCCUCCGCGGCAGACUACCGGGUGGCCUGAGGCCUCCUGAUGGCACCUAAGGACUUGCUCAUUCGGCCACGCACUCUCUAAAGACAGCGCCAGGAGGGCAGGGGGCCGGUUGUUUCCGGGAGAUGUAGAUGUAGGCGAAGUCUCCCCCCACUGCCCUGGUUACCCCUCCCUCAAGGGAGCCCUAAGUUCGCUUAAAGGAGACCCCAGAUGACUCCUUGGGUAGGCAAGAUGGAGAGGAUGGCAGGUAGCAGCCACACUGGAGGUGACAUGGCUCCAGGGAGCCCCUUCUGCUGCCAGGGUGUAGGGGAACCAGUAGAUAGCAUGUUACCCCUUUCCUGUCCCCCAAACUUCUCAUGCCCUACUCCAGUCAGGGCCCCAACACCCUGGCUACAGUCACGGGGCUCAAGACCCCACUGCCCGUCCCAAACACCCUGAGUCAGUGACAGAGUUCCCAUUUUAUCUCUGACCCACUGCAAACAUACAUCAUCCCUCUCGGAAGGGAAAAAUACCGAUCAUAGAAACUCCUCCCUGGAUUACAACUGAGACACCAAAGAGGCGCAGGCCAAAUGCCAAUACCUUCAGCCCUACCUGGGGAACAAAGGCCAAGCCCUGCGCACCUGCUAAAAUGGGGGCCCUCUAACCCACAGAAAGAAAGGUCCGAGUUGCUGACCUUUGGAGACACUUGACUGGGGCCCCUCAUUAGCCCCAGAAGCAGGACCAGGGUCUAGAACCCUCUUCAUCCAAGGAGAAGGCAAGAAAGACACAGCUGAACAAAGGGCAAAAUCCUCAUUAUUUCCCCCUGUUGUUUCAACACCAUUUAUUUAGAAUUUUAGCCGGGGCACCUUUCCAACCGAAAUUUUACCAGGAACCUACCUUAUCUAAAACAAAACUACAGAGCUGCUGGGGGUGAAGCAGUCCCCACCCUGGCUCUUCCUCAGCAGACAGACUGACGGGAACCCUGUGGCUCCUGAGAACAACCUCAAGACCUCUCUGAUUUGAAGGCCACCAUUGUCAGUUACUACAGUCUUAUACAUACUUGGUGUCUGUUCAACUUUCAGUUCUAGUAGUCCAGGUAACCACCCACUGUAGCGCUAUACAAUACUUUAACACCUGAUAUGGCCAAGCCUCCAGGCAGAACCAUUAAAAAGGACUUCUUCCCAUCAGUCCCAGGACCCCAGAGAACCUGCCCAGUAGGCCAGCUGGGUGCUCACCAGUCCUCCCUGGCCUUUCAAAGCCCCACCCACCUCCAGCAUUUGUGCGCCUGGGCUCUCCCUAGGACGACUCAUACCCUUAGCUUGAAGUACAACUGCAGUGCAUUGACACAGCCGCUGGCCUGCACCCAUAACCUAUUCCUACAAAUAAACAUUUAGACAAUAGCCCGUCUUCAACAAGGGCAGGAAAUGAGUGAGUAUGGAGAAAGAGGAAGAAUGAGAACAUUUCUUCCGUUUAAGGUCUGGAGAGUAUGAAGUCUCUGCAGGGCGCCUAAGGGGACAAGAGGCUGUCCUUUCACCUGCGGGCAGGCGAGUGGUUGGGCCCUGCCAGCGGGGCGCAGCCUUACCCUCUCCUGCACCGAACAGAAUGGCCCUUGAGGUUGGUUCACAUCUAAGGCUCAAGAAAAGGCUGAGGCAGAGGAAAACGUGGAUGUGAAAGGAGGAAGCGUGGAAAAUAAACUGAGUUCCUUUAGCUGCAUUCGCUGCGUCAGUUUCUUUUCUCCGACAUUUGUUCCAACAGUCACGAUCAUGUGGCUUCUGGCAGCGACAGUGGUGCAGGCACAAUCAAAGCAAGCAGUGGCCUCUGGCACACAUGUCCCUAUCAGGCCACGGAAGCGAGGUUGAAUUCACUGCCUUCCUAUCCAAAUGAGUCUGCAGAAGCCCUGGCCACAAUCUCCUACAGUCUCUGGCCUACGGGGGCCAUGGGAGGUAUGAAAGCACCUGCCAAC